AUGGGUUCAAGCGCAUCUGAAGAAGAUGAUAACUGUCUCUGCUGCAGAAUCUGUCGAUUCCAGGGAGGCUUGGACCUUCCCACUCCAACUAUCACCGACCUUGAAGACCUGCGCAUUCAGUCACAGACUCUCUCAAUCAGCAUUUUCAGACACUGGGUCUUGCUCAACAAGAUACUAAAGCGUUUCGAGGCUCAGAUCCAGAAGCGAUGGACAAAGCGCAACAACCAUCAGAGACUUGCAGUUCUGCUACAAGCCUGGCCACACAUGGCAGCUACUCAUCGCCCUGAAUUUGCGACUUUGCGUAAGAUCAGUAUGAACAACAACAAGCGUCGCCCCAACCAAGCCAGAGAGAAGGAGACUUAUCUUUGGCCAUUCAUCAACCAGGAGGAUCUGGUUCAGGCUCACAACCUUCUGGUCUUUCUCAACUCUCGCGGACGCCAUCUGCCUGACAAGUUUGCCUUCGGCGAUCAACACCAAGCAAGCAUUGGCAAGCCAUGUGGCACGAGCGAAGUCGAUAAGUACAAGAUGUCGCUUCACGGACAGAAGUCGCCCAAGACUUAUGGUUCGCUCGCCCUUCGUGACACAGGAGACGAAGUUCAGCAACAACUGAGACUGGAGCCUGCUGCCGGUCUUCAGGUCCUUGAGGUUCAAGAACGCAUUCUUGAUUUCCUCGUCAAGUGUUGUCAACUUAUCUUACAUGAUAUGGACCUCACUCGGCUAAACCUUGUUGAGAGCAAGCCUGCUCCGCCCCUGAUCAACCCCGCCUUGCCUGUACACACCAUUACUGCCAUGGCUCAACUUGCACCAUAUCGCCUGCCACAGAAGCUUGAUCUGAACAGACUAAUGGUGCUUGUUGCGGCAAGGCGUGAGGAGGCCGAGGAGCAUGUUUGGGCUUUGCGUGAGGACCCGGGCUAUUUCGCACAGACCAUGAGGGAAUGGUCAGAAAAUUCACCCUUGAGGAUUCCUGACAAGUUCAAGAAAGUUCACAUCAUGGUUGGUGAGCCUGCAUUCUGGGACAAAGUGGCUACCAACAUGAUCUUCCACGCUUACAGCUGCCUGAUCUACUUCGCUACCGUUGAGGACGCUCUGAAUAUGGCUCAAAAACGCCUCGACAGCUGCCGCCACGAACUCGAGAUGUCCACUAGCCUCCCACACGAGGUUGAAAUCUGGUUCCAGAGACUAGAUUGUCUCGUCCAAGUCGUGGCCGAGGAGCCCCUUCGUGACCUGACAUUCGGGUUCCCUGCGUCACCACCUAUGCGUUAUGGUUAUGAACGGGCGGGCUCUGAUUUGAGCCCCACGUUCGACACAUUGAAGAUGAAGAUGGGCAGACUGAGUACAGGAUGGAGGGUUCAGGUGCUUUUCAGAACUUUGCUGAGUCUUGAGCAGCAAAAGAAGCAUGGCUUGAACAACACAGUCGAGGAGAUUCAGAGAAUGUUAGACGAGCACAGCAAGGACAGCGAUCUCAUCACUGGUUGGGUGGCCAGCAGAUUCUCCGAUCUGGCACUCUUGUCAGAAGCCAGACGACAGCUUGGCCUUUUCCAGCCAUGGUGUACUGCUUGGCGAACCAAGUCUUUCAUCGAGGAAGACACUCCCUACUUCUUCAGCAUGGUUGAGACUGUACACGAAUUUACUUCAUGCGCUGUUCUUGAUACAGCUGAUCCUGCAUUGUAUGCAUACCCUUCCGACAAACGCAGAACACGCGAAACUGUCGCACAGAUGCGUCUCGCCGAGAAGCGUUUGGACAAGUUCUGGGCCAUUGUGGACAACCACUGCGAAGUGCACACAUCAUAUUCAACGCCCCAACUCCUCAUGGACUUUUUCAACGAUUGGAACCGAAAGAUCCACAGAACCAAGCGUUGGGUCGAACCGAAGGAGAGUGAUUGCAGUCCCAAUCAACAACCCGAGGAUGAAAAGGAUGAGGAACUUGAGCUGCUAGGAGGCGUCACUCCACUGAAGUCCAAAGCCAAGACUAGACCAGAUGGUCACACACCUUCUCCGAUGCAGGAGACACGCAGAGAUUCGGCAACAAGCACCGACGACAAGAACGAGACCGAGGUGAAAAAGAUCAAGGUUAACAAACGAGCUUUCAAGGUCUUUUCUACUAUGUUCCAUGUACCUUCGGCCACUGAGCAGCAAAACACUGGAGAAGUUGCCUGGACUGAAUUUUUGUACUCGAUGAAGACGAUUGGUUUCUCUGUUGAAAAGCUGUACGGAUCUAGCUGGCAGUUCACACCCGACACGAUUGAUCUACAGAGAAGCAUCCAGUUCCAUGAACCACAUCCUCGCGCCAAGAUGUGGUACUGGCUUUCGAAGUCGUACGGUAGAAGACUGAACAGAGCCUAUGGCUGGACUGGAGGAACGUUCGACUUGGAGUAA
This is a messenger RNA of Aureobasidium melanogenum CBS 110374, 2376 nucleotides long. RefSeq lists its product as uncharacterized. The record is from RefSeq and is a predicted model, not a curated record. The coding region runs from base 1 to 2376 and encodes 791 amino acids. NCBI's taxonomy places the organism in Eukaryota, Fungi, Ascomycota, Dothideomycetes, Dothideales, Saccotheciaceae. The transcript is spliced from 5 exons.